Molecule: messenger RNA, 495 nt
Organism: Acanthosepion pharaonis
Lineage: Eukaryota; Metazoa; Mollusca; Cephalopoda; Sepiida; Sepiidae
Source: the annotation of a GenBank genome assembly
AUGCCAUAUUCUUCUUCCACAUCUAUUGAUCCUCUCAUUUUCUUCUUUCCGCUUCUAUUUAUCAUGUCAUAUUCUUUCCUCUUCUAUUUAUCAUGUCAUAUUCUUCUUUCCGCUUUUAUUUAUCAUGUCAUAUUUUUCAUCUUUUAUUUAUCAUGUCAUAUUCUUCUUUCCGCUUUUAUUUAUCAUGUCAUAUUCUUCUUUCCGCUUUUAUUUAUCAUGUCUGAUUCUUCUUUCCGCUUUUAUUUAUCAUGUCAUAUUUUUCCUCUUUUAUUUAUCAUGUCAUAUUCUUCUUUCCGCUUUUAUUUAUCAUGUCAUAUUCUUCUUUCCGCUUUUAUUUAUCAUGUCAUAUUCUUUCCUCUUCUAUUUGUCAUGUCAUAUUCUUCUUCCCACUUCUAUUUAUCAUGUCAUUUUCUCCUUUCCUCUUCUAUUUAUUAUCUCAUGUCAGUACAAAGUGAUCAUGGCUAUGCACGUCUUCCUGUCUCUUGUAAACCCUAA